AUAAAACAUAAUGUUAUAAAAUUUUUUAAAUUGUAAUAAUAAUAUGACGUGGAAUCCUUUAAGGAAAAAUCAUUUGACACAAAGACCUACACCUGCACCACCUCUAUUUUCUCAUUCAGAAGACAGAGAAUUAGAUAUUGCAGUUCAAAAACUCAUUUGUAUUGAAGAUACAAUUAGGAAAUUAACAAAGGAAAUGAAAAAAUAUAUAGAAGCUGUAAUAAAUCUAGAUCGAGCGGAUCAAAGAUUAACAUUAAACUUAACAACUUGUGGUUUAGCACAUCUUAAUGAUGAAUUUAGAAAAGUUGUGGAAAAUUAUCAUUCUGUUACAACACAGAUUGGAAAAACCGUGCAAGAAAUGGCAAUUCUAUGUCAAAAAACUUUCAUAGAACCUUUAAAAAAAUUACGAGAUGAAUUCAUUUUAAUAGCUGCAGCAAUAACUAAACGCGAAGAAUUGGUAACUACUUGGAAAUAUUCUUAUAAUCGUGUCAAAAAAUUACAAGAGAAAAAAGAUAGAACUGCUAAUCAUAUCGCAAAAUUAGAAAGAGAACGUAGAGCUGAAGAAACAGCUGCUAAGGAAUUAAAAGCUGUUCAUGCUCAAUUACUUGUAGAAUUACCUAUGUUUUUAGACAAAAGAUUAGAAUACAUCAAACCUAGCAUACAUGCCCUAAUCAUGAUACAAUUAGAUUACUAUGGAAGCACAACACAUUUAUUCACACAUUUAAUGCCAAUACCAAAUGCUUCAGAAUCACCAUCUAGUGCUAUGAUACCUGAAAAUGAAUACCAACAAGCCAUGGCUAACCAAAUAAAUAGAAUAAGAGGUCUUACAAUUGUUAAAGACCAUUAAAAAUUAUAAGAAUUUUUCAAAUGAGUAUUUUACAAAAAUUACAAUAAUUUACAUGUUAAAGGAAUCGAAUU
Molecule: messenger RNA, 915 nt
Organism: Apis mellifera (honey bee)
Lineage: Eukaryota; Metazoa; Arthropoda; Insecta; Hymenoptera; Apidae
Product: bridging integrator 3
Exons: 4
Coding region: 44-844 (266 amino acids)
Biological process (GO): plasma membrane tubulation; actin cortical patch localization; endocytosis
Cellular component (GO): actin cortical patch; cytoplasm
Molecular function (GO): lipid binding; protein binding
Source: RefSeq, a predicted model, not a curated record